UCAAAUACUUAGUGAAAAUGAUUAUAUUUAAAGUAAAUACCUUAAUGGAACCCCAAAUACUUAAAAUGGCAGCUGCAAUGUGCAAAUAACAUCCAAUUUGGAAAACCAGGGAACAACUGUCAGGAGCUGAAAACUCAAAGAUUUUAGAUUCGAGUUAUAGAAAAACUGAUGCACUUACAAUUCUCCAUCCAGUUGAUGAAAAUUCGGACAUACUUUCGGUCCUUAUACUCGGCAUCUUGUUCGAAUAAAUCGAUCAGAGGUUCAAACAAUUUAACACCCAUCAUGAACAGGCAAAUGCUCAAGGCCAAAGCCCGAAACUGAAGAAGAAGCUGAUGUAGUGAGGCUUUAAAAGAAUUAAUUACAAUGACUUACAAUAGUUAGAACUGCGACAAUGAUGACACCCAGUCGCACCGAGCAAUAACACAUAUAAGAUUCCAUAAAUAACAUAUUGGAAUUGAUAUUUUUCUAAAUGUCAGAACAUAAAUCAAGGCGCAACUACCUAGGUCCACUACAGCGCUUUAGCAACUGUGGUAACGGAUAUUGGUUAUGAAUAACAAAAGCCAGGUAAUUAACUCCCAGAAAAUGAAAAAACCAUGUAAGAGAUUCCAAUCUAAAUGCGCUAAUGGAGCCGAAAGCCCAAAAACCUCAAAUGCAAACUCGAAUGGCGGCCAUUUAUCAUUUGACUGGCAAGCCGGCAUGAAGUUGGACAAAAUGCCUCGGAAAACCAAAAUGCACACCCAGUCAGGAGUACAAUAUCAUGGUGCUCAUGGAGAGUUACUUCUUCUGCGCCUCGGUCCGCUUGGGUGUCCUGGUCAUUUGUGCGGUAGCUGCUUUGAAAAGCAUCGCCAUUAUGUGGAUCAUCUUCACGGAUGGAACAAGGUUCCUCUUUGCAGUGAUUCAAAUCUUUGAAAAUUAUUACAAAGCAAAUUCAAUAGCUCAAAACUAUAUAAACUGGGUGGAGCAAUAUCCCAAAGAGUUGAUGAUGUUUUUUCAGUUGUACAGUUUCUGUCACGUAAUGUCUUGUGUAAUUGCAGCCUAUGGAGCCUAUAAGCUCAAAAGGUACCAUGUCAUACCACUGGCAAUAUUUGAAUUCACGUACACGGUCCAGGUAGUUGUUAUUAAUAUUUUUUCGCUCCGAAUCGUCAGGCGCAUUGUUCCACUGGUAACCUUGAUUCUUCUUACAAUAUGUUCAACCUUCUAUGCAUUGCUCGUUGCCUAUGAUACUUUGGCGUUAGUGGCCUUUAUACAAAUCAUGCAACUAGUGAGGAGUGAGCGAUAUGUACGGCUGUACGGAAAUGAUCCCCUCAACCCCAUUUUGGAUAGAAUCACACAUCUUGAAUUCAGGGAAGGAUCUCCUAAUCCAAUUAAUCCGAAACCAAUUAUAAUCUACGUAAUGCCGAAAGCUGGCCAAAAACUUUGGGAUAAGCAACCAAAAAAAUGGUGGCAGGCCGAGAGGAAUGGGCCACAAGUUCGUAAAAAGUCAUUGGUUCAGGAAAUAUCGGCUGAUUAUUUUCAGCGAGAGGAGCUUGUAUCUAAAGUUUUGUUACGAAAUGCCCUUAAUGGAGAUUAUUGGAAUCCGAAAAAGGUUACAUCCCAGAAAAUUUAAACAACAUACUUGCGCAUUUGCCAAUAAAGAUAUCUUUUAACAUUUAA
Messenger RNA from Drosophila ananassae, 1653 nucleotides. RefSeq lists its product as uncharacterized. Bases 758 to 1606 code for a protein of 282 amino acids. NCBI's taxonomy places the organism in Eukaryota, Metazoa, Arthropoda, Insecta, Diptera, Drosophilidae. The record is from RefSeq and is a predicted model, not a curated record. The transcript is spliced from 5 exons.